Molecule: messenger RNA, 5408 nt
Organism: Rhopalosiphum padi (bird cherry-oat aphid)
Lineage: Eukaryota; Metazoa; Arthropoda; Insecta; Hemiptera; Aphididae
Exons: 9
Coding region: 469-4653 (1394 amino acids)
Source: RefSeq, a predicted model, not a curated record
UUAUUAUAUAUACGCGUCAUCAUCAUGGCGGGUCAGUUGUAUAUGGUAUAGUAUAUACUAUGUAUAUACUCUAUAUAGUAUAGUAUAUAUACUAUGUAUAUACCCUAUAUAUAUAGUAUAGUAUAGUAUAUACUUUUCGUAUACGCGGCAUACGCCUACUCAUAAUAUAUAUCUUUAUUAAUUUUGUCAUUCGUCAUUGAAAUGGAAUGUGUUUAUCAGGGUGAACAGAUUUUAUUGAUAACACAUGGUAUAUACUUCCUAUAUACUAUAUAUAUAUAUAUUGCAUCCCUCACUCACAUAUAUUAUCGAUAAUAUUGAUUAUGCUUCAAUAUACAGAAAUCGGUUAACAGCUACAUAACGUGUACAUUUUUUCGAAUCAGACGAUUUUCAGAGCUCUAUAGUGUUUGACGUCCAUGUCGUAUUUUCUUAAAUUUAUUUUUUAAACUCUACGUUCGUUAAAUUUUAAAAAUGUUCAGCUGCGUUACGUGCGGUAAAGUGUACGCCCGUAAGAACGUGCUGAUCAGACACGCUAAAACCCAUGGCGGUCCGGUGAAUUCGUGCGGGAUAUGUCGCAAGGUAUUAAGUCGGAUGGAUAAACUCAUCGCCCAUAUACAAAAUUGCCACAAGAUUGCUAAAAAUAGUCCUGAAUUUCAUAAUGCCGUGCGGAUAGGAGGCACAAUGGGUCGCGCUUCAGUUAUAAGAUGGGCACCCCCUACUACAACGUCGCACGUUCGGUCAGCUGUUCCGACGGCCAUCUCAGUCACAUCUACCCCGCCUCAGGUCUCGCCAUCCGCCCGCCCGCCGGUCAUCUCUAGCCGACCCGUCGCCGCCGAAACACCACCCACUGCCACUGCGGCUCCAUCGAGACCGACUUCGCCGCCGCCGCCGGUGCAGCACUGUGCUCCUUAUACGGAAAAUACUCGAAAAAAUAUCAAAAGAAAAAAGGCGCGUAUGCAAUCGGUGAAUACGCCCGGCUUUGUUGAAAUCGAGUCGUCACUUAAACGUACGACCGUGUGGUACUUCAGAAAAAACGUUGAUAACAUCGUCAGUUAUCGCGCUUUUCUCCACUCUCUGGAGCCGGAAUUGAUCGACAAAUUACGCGAAUGCGUGCGUAUUCAGCCGAUUAAAUACAACCUCAAAUUGGAGGCCACUUAUGUCGUACCUAACCAAGACGAAUCUGCCCAGAAUCGCGCGUUUAAAACGUGCGCGAGGGAAUUGUUUGCGUAUAGCGACGUUGCGGGUUUGAUCGAUCGCGAUUUAACCGCUCUUCUCGCCGAAGAAGACGCUUACGCGGGCAAGGGUAGUGGGUUCACCUUAUCGUGUAUCGACGGGCUGCUCUUGGGCGUGUACGAGUUCACACCGAUGGGUGGUUCGUCGUACUUGCCGUUACCGGAAAGUAUUUUACAUCGCAAGGCCGUCGUAAACCCACAAAACGUUGAUAGUCAGUGUUUCAAGUGGGCGAUUCUGGUGAAACACGUAGCAGUCGAACAUCGUGAACGAGUAGGCGCGAAUUAUUUGAACGAGGAGUGCCGUUACGACUUUUCCGCGCUAUCAGUCCCAACGCCCGUGUCGGAGAUAAAAUUAUUCGAGCGAGCUAAUCCCGGUACGUCGGUUAACGUAUACGGUGUGAAAAAUUGUAAAAAAAAUAAAAAAAAUAAAUCUUCGACGCAAUCGGCGGCGUACCCGCUGCGGGUGGUCGACGACGAGCAGCCGAAUCAUUUCGACUUGUUGUUGAUCGCCGGUUCGGAGAAAAAUAACCAUUACACGUAUAUUUCGAAUUUUUCGCGCCUAGUUAGUUUGCAAAAAAAUAAUCGCGAGCACCGUUUAUUUUUUUGUAAAAAGUGUUUCACCAGUUUUGACGACCGACCUUUGAGGUAUAAAUUACACGGUGAGGAGGCGCUCGCGCAGCAUCGUCUGGUAUGCGGUACGCACAAACCAAUCUUACCCGUAAUGCCGGCAGAAGGGUCAACACUCGAGUUCGACGCGCUACGCAAAACGCAACGCCUACCGUUCGUUUUGUAUGCCGAUUUCGAGGCCCUCCUGCCGAAAACGACGCAGCACUACGGGGUGAAUACCUCCGCGCUGCACUCGCAUCACCCGAUGAGUUACGGAUUUUUGGUAGUAGCUGCGGACGGUGUGCCGGCGGAGCUGCUCGAGCAGUUUGGUAUCGCGCGGACUCCGACCGUUUAUCGCGGUUCCGAGUCCGCCGACGAUGUGGCCAAACGAUUUGUGCUUGCCGUCACCGACGUGGCCGACAGAAUAUGUAAAUUGCUCAAGACGACCAACGUUCCGAUAGUAAUGUCUGUUGAGGAUGUGCGCGCGCAUGGAGUCAAGACCGCGUGCGACUUGUGUGCGAAAACGUUUACCACGAGUAACCGCAAGGUCGCACAUCACGACCACCUGUCAGGUCGUUUUCUUAAAACUCUGUGUAACGCGUGCAACCUCGCAUUACGAACGCCGAAAUUCGUUCCGUGCUUUUUACACAAUCUGUCGAAUUACGACGCGCAUUUCAUUGUGACCGAGUUGGGGUAUGAUACCAACACGAUAUCGGUGAUACCUAACAGCGAGGAAAAGUAUAUUUCGUUUUCGAAAUAUAUCAACAACGAGUUCGCUGUUAGGUUUAUCGAUACGUGUCGGUUCAUGGCGUCGAGUUUGGCCGUCUUGGCGCGGAACCUUACGACCUCAGACUUUUGCAAGUUUCGCGAAGUCGCAAAAGUGUUCACCCCGACGGAGAUGCCGCUGGUGACGCGCAAAGGUGUUUUUCCGUAUGAGUACACGGAUUCCUACGCAAAAUUACGCGAGACGGCGCUACCCGCAAGGAAGGAGUUCUACAGUGCGUUGGCCGAAACGCACGUGAGCGAUACCGAUUACGAACAUGCGGCCCUGGUAUGGAAUCACUUCGGUUGCCGGACUCUCGGCGAUUACAGUGAUUUGUACCUAGAAAUCGACGUACUGCUCAGCGCCGACGUGUUUGAAAAUUUCCGCGACAUAUGCAUGUUGACGUACCAGCUGGACCCCGCGUAUUAUUACACGGCGCCCGGGUUCAGUUUUGACUGUAUGUUAAAAUUCACGUCGGUUAAAUUAGAACUCCUCACCGAUUACGAGCAGAUAUUAUUUUUCGAGCUCGGAAUCCGAGGCGGGUUGGUACAGGCGAGCGGGCGUCACGCCAAGGCCAACAACCCGAAGACGCCCGGAUACAAAGCCGACGAACCGAACACGUGGCUCGUAUAUCAAGAUUGCAAUAACCUUUACGGAUGGGCCAUGAGCGGAUAUAUGCCGUACGGCGGUUUUUCGUGGUACGCGGGGAAUCCGGACGUCGCGUUAGCUCAGCUCGAGUGGAUGACGGAUACGGAUGACGUGGGGAGAGUCUACGAAGUCGACAUUUCGUACCCGCGUCAUCUGCACGACGAACACAACGAUAUACCGUUCCUACCGCACGCUAGUAUUCCGAGCGGCUCUACCGUCCGAAAGUUGAUGGCCACGUUCGAGCGGAAGGUACACUACGUCGUGCAUUAUUCAAAUCUAAAACAAGCCAUCGCCAACGGGUUGAUCGUCGAUAAGGUGCACAGAGUAUUAGAAUUUAGACAAUCCCCGUGGUUGGCACCAUACAUCGCGUUGAAUACGGAAAUGCGUAAACGAGCGACAAAUGAGUUUGAAGAAAAAUUUUUUAAAGAUCAAAAUAAUAGCGUUUUCGGUAAAACAAUGGAGAAUGUCCGCAAUCGUUUCGAGAUGGAGCUUGUUUCAUGUCCCCAGAGGAUGCGAAAACUCAUAAACCGCCCGACGUUUAAGCAGUGUACCACUUAUAGUGAAAAUCUCGCAGCAGUGUCUAUGCACAACAAAAUGAUUAAUUUCUGUAAACCAAUUUAUAUUGGGUUUGCAGUCCUUGAGCGGAGUAAGACACUGAUGUAUGAUUAUCACUAUAACGUCAUGAAACGUCAUUAUGGUGACAAGAUUGCUCUGCUGUACACCGACACCGAUUCCCUCUUGUAUUGUGUAUCGACGGACGACUUUUACAGUGACUUAGCGGACAACCCGAACUUGAGAAGUCGUACGGAUACCUCUAAUCUGCCGCCGGAUCAUGCGUGUUACACGUCGACGCGUAAGAGAAUUCCCGGGUUGUUCAAAGACGAAACCGGAGGACGCACAAUGUACGAGUUUGUGGCGUUACGCGCUAAAUCUUACGCGUAUGACAUCGAAAACGCUACCACCAUACGAGCAAAGGGGAUUAGAGGUCACGUGAUACGCAAUCACCUAACGUUCGAGGACCACAAGCGAUGUUUGUUCGCCGUCGACGACGACGACGACGAUGAAUCCGAUGAACGCGAUGACGAGUUCAACGCACGCACGAGUAAGCUGAUAGCGUCGUCUUGUGCGCAACAAGUCAUCGCACGCAUGCAUACAGCAGCAACAACAGCAGCAUCGGCGACAACGUCGUCGACAUCUUCCCCGCCUCCACCACCACCACCACCAAUGACACGGCGGUCUUAUGAACCAUAUACCCCGUAUAGAGAGAACGUGUCGAUUCGAUCAUUUAAACAUAAAAUCAAAACAAUUAAAACAAUGAAAUUGGCUUUAAACAGAUCGGAUGAUAAACGACACGUUCUACCCGAUCGUGUGCAUACACUUGCACACGGUCAUUAUAAAAUUGUAUAAAUUGUCAUUGUUAUCAUUAUUAUUAUCAUUAUUGUUUUUUGUAUGUACAUAUGAUUUAUUAAAAUAUAUUUAAUGCUCGAAUUAUAAUAUCAUUUUCUACUUUUUUUAUAUAAUUGAUAAGAUUUAUCAUAGAUUUCAAAAAAAAAUACUAUCAUUAUUUUAUAUUUUUUAUAGUGGUGGAACGUUAACUGAUAAUAUUUACUAAAAUUUUCCCACUCUUCAUAAUGAGCUAGAAAAAAAAUAUUUAUUAAAAAUCGACUCGUAAGCUAGCGUAUACAGUCGUCCCUUUCACAGUCUCUAUAGUCACCCUUAUCCAAUAAGUACUAAGUACCUGGUACUUACAUUCACGGACGUUCAACGCAUAUCUGAAAAUAAAUAUGUCGGAUUCAUCAGCAUGUUCAUUUUUCGACAGUCCUGCUAGAUUACACUCGCCUUCAAUUUCACCGCCAUUAUUUCCCGAAUCAUACGACUACGAACACUAUACACUAAAUAUUAAUAAUGUUACCGAUGACGGAGACAGGACAUUAGAUUUUGACCCAAAUAAGCCUUUUCCAUGGCGCUCACCUCAUUCGGAUGAAACACAUGUAUCCGAUUAUGAGAUACUAAGUCCUUAUUCAAAUGAUGCGCAGUCUUUCCAUUGGUCAAAUGGUCCAUGGCGUGAUGACGAAUUGCAUUGGAAAAAAAAAAUUUUACAGAGAUUUCUGUAAAAAUACUGUAUACUUACUCUAAAAAAUAUACAAUGUUAUAAUAAUAUA